Gossypium raimondii (Peruvian cotton) is the source of this 3776-nucleotide messenger RNA. RefSeq names its product oxysterol-binding protein-related protein 1C. Gene Ontology annotation, cellular component: membrane; intracellular membrane-bounded organelle; cytosol. The coding region runs from base 358 to 2679 and encodes 773 amino acids. The transcript has 9 exons. The record is from RefSeq and is a predicted model, not a curated record. Gene Ontology annotation, molecular function: sterol binding. NCBI's taxonomy places the organism in Eukaryota, Viridiplantae, Streptophyta, Magnoliopsida, Malvales, Malvaceae.
GCCGUCCUUUUUUAGUACUAUUUUUUUGUAACCGUCUGCCCAAAUUCUACUGACAUUUAUGUGUAUAUAUAUAAACAAAAUUCAACUAUUGGAUCUCCUUUUUCUCUAUCUCGUAAAUGACAAUCCAAGAAAUUUAAAGAACAAAAAAAAAAAAAAAUGAAGAGUGGAGAGCCAUGAAAACUGUAACUGUAACCACCGUGCUCUCCAUCGCCACGUCAGCUUUUACCUAUCCCGGUGUCUUCCGAUUAUUCUAUUUUUUAAUAAAGAACAAUUAAUAUUACGCAUUCUUUUUUGCUGUUUGGAACCACCGUACCUGGCCAUUCUCCGAUCAAAACAUUUCCUACGGCGUUCGUCUUUAUGAGUAAUCCUUCUGUGAGAAACCUUUCUCCUUCCUCUUCCGCUCCUAUAUCCCGAUCCAAGUCGACCCUACCCUUGGACCAAAUUCAGUGCCCGUGCAAUCCAAGCCACCAGGUUCUCUAUCAUCGUAGCAGAAGCGUGAAUUAUUAUAAUCGGAUGAAACAGAAGAACGGGGUGUCGUCGGGACGAGAGGUGACGGCGGCUCUAGUGGAUGUGAAGCUAAACAACAUUGUAGGGAACGGGAUAUCCGGAGUGCUUUUCAAAUGGGUGAAUUACGGGAAAGGUUGGAAACCGAGGUGGUUCGUUUUGCAAGACGGAGUGUUAUCAUAUUAUAAACUCCAUGGACCUGAUAAGAUCGUCGUCAGCCAAGAAACGGAAAAAGGAUGCAAAGUUAUCGGCGAAGAGUCUCUUCGUAUUAUAACCAGUUGUCGCAAACCCAUUUGUCAUCAAUCCCUCACCCGUCGCAAACCCUUCGGUGAAGUCCACCUAAAGGUUUCCUCGAUUAGGGAAAGCAAAUCAGAUGACAAGAGGUUCUCGAUUUACACCGGAACGAAAAUGCUUCAUUUACGAGCCGAGACGCGGGACGAUAAGGUCGCGUGGAUUGAAGCGCUUCAGGCGGUUAAGGAUAUGUUCCCUAGGAUACCUAAUAGCGAGCUCAUGGUUCAGGUGAACAAUGCGUCGGUUUCCACGGAGAAGUUGAGGCAACAGCUGAUGCAGGAAGGGGUAAGCGAAUUGGCUAUCCAAGAUAGCGAGCAGAUUAUGAGGACGGAAUUCUUAACAAUGCAGAAGCAGAUGCUGUUGCUUAGACAGAAACAGUAUCUCCUCAUCGAAACCUUGCGUCAGUUAGAGGUAUAUGAAACAAAGGUUUUUACUUCUUUUUUGCAAUCUUCUGCUAAGAAAUUGCUAGUUUGUACUCUUAUUUUGCAGGCAGAAAAAGUUGAUCUGGAAAAUACAGUGGUCAACGAGAGCCAAAACAAGUCGAAUCAAGGGGCUUACGCCAUGGUAAAGCAUGACAGAAGUGAAGGAAAUACAACCGACUCAGAUGAUGACCCUGAAAGAGUUGAUGCUGCAGAAGAAGAAACUGAUGAUGAUGAUCAUAAUUUCUUUGAUACUCGUGAAUUUUUAUCAUCGAGUUCUUUCAAAGACAAUGGAUCUGAUGUCCGGGCAUCAUCUUUCUCUUCAGAUGAUGGUCUUAAUACUCUUGGUUCUGAAGAUGACACUGAUCCUCAAAUAAAAUCAGUUGGAAAUAGCUUUCCUUACAUUAAACGGCGAAAAAAAUUGCCUGACCCUGUUGAAAAGGAGAAGGGUAUAAGUCUUUGGUCAAUGAUUAAGGAUAAUAUUGGGAAAGACCUUACAAAAGUUUGUCUUCCUGUUUACUUCAAUGAGCCUCUCUCUUCUCUUCAAAAGUGUUUUGAGGAUUUGGAAUAUUCAUAUCUACUUGACCGUGCUAAUGAAUGGGGGAAAAGGGGGAAUAGCCUCAUGAGGAUUCUUAAUGUGGCUGCAUUUGCUGUGUCUGGAUAUUCUUCAACAGAAGGAAGAAUCUGCAAACCUUUUAAUCCAUUAUUAGGGGAAACAUAUGAGGCUGACUUUCCAGAUAAAGGCUUACACUUCUUCUCAGAGAAGGUCAGUCAUCAUCCUACGAUUGUAGCAUGUCAUUGUGAGGGUACAGGGUGGAAAUUUUGGGGUGAUAGUAAUUUAAAGAGCAAAUUUUGGGGUCGCUCAAUUAUGCUUGAACCUGUUGGUGUUUUGACCUUGGAGUUUGAAGAUGGAGAAGUGUUCCAAUGGAGUAAGGUUACCACAUCAAUAUACAAUCUCAUACUGGGAAAGUUGUACUGCGAUCACUAUGGUACCAUGCAAAUAAAAGGGAAUCGUGAAUAUUCAUGUAAGUUGAAAUUCAAGGAGCAAUCUAUUGUAGACAGAAAUCCUCACCAGGUACAUGGUGUAGUUCAAGAUAAGAAUGGAAAGACAGCAGCUACGUUAUUUGGAAAAUGGAAUGAGAGCAUGCAAUAUGUGAAUGGAGAAUGUUCUAUCAAGGGAAAAGGGCAAGAGUCUUUAUCGGAAGCCGAUCUACUUUGGAAGAAGAGCAAGCCUCCUAAAUUUCCCACCAGAUAUAACUUAACACGUUUUGCCAUCACAUUGAAUGAACUCACUCCUGAUCUAAAGGAAAAGCUACCCCCUACUGAUUCAAGGCUGAGACCUGAUCAGAGGUUUCUGGAAAAUGGGGAGUAUGAAAUGGCAAAUUCAGAGAAGCUACGGUUGGAACAGCGGCAACGUCAGGGCAUGGAUUUAGAUCACCGUGAAAUUCUUUCUUUGAGUUUUUAGGGAACUAUGAAGCGAAAAGACGAACUAAAGUUGCUUUUUUGCUCAUUCCAAGUUUUAGACUCCCAAUACAGAGUAAAAGCUUAAUGACAUAAAGACACCAAAGCUUUCUAGAACUGACUAGAAAAUGCCAAUGAGGUAGUAAAUGUAAAAAUCUUAAAUAAAUGCAUAUGGAGGUAUAGCAGUAGCAAGACCUGAUAUGAAUGUUUAAUGUUUUGGAUUUACUCAAUUUGUUCUGAACGGUUGGACUCAAGGCAACCGUUUGGAGAGAAUAUGAGCUGAGCCAAACAUGUACCAUACACAUUAAGAAGCCAGACAUUUUCUUUAAAGUUUUCAUAAUGCACCUAGCAACUGGCCCAACCCAACUGCUGACUUGGACGCCAAUGGGGAUUGCCCAUCAUCUUUGUUUCUUUGUCCAAUCUUAGUUUUGCAGAUGCAUAGGCAGUGAUUUUAUCCUAGACCCUACAUGAAAACGGUUUAGUAAUCAUUUGUUGUGGGUAAACUAAGAAAACUACCAUGUUGUGAUCAUGACUGAGUAGGAUGAGCAAUCUAGAGAUCAACCUAACCACGUCAUGAGUGUUUCUUUUUUGUUAAUCUUAGAAAUGGACUUGUAGGCGUCUUUGCUCUAAAUAUCCUUUCCAAUGUUGGAAUUCAGAGAACAGCAGUUUCUGGAUUUGUAAGUGAAUGAAACAGUGCUCGAUAGCUAAUACCAAAAACGCUAUUACAACUACUGUUUUUUUUUUUUUUGGUUUGUUUACAACCCUCACUGCGAUACUUGUUAUGAGUUGAGUCAUAUUGCAGGUAUAUUAUAGUUUGGUCACUAGGGAAAAAAAAAACCCUUACUGAAAUGUUUAACGAAAUCCUGUUCAGUUUUCUGGAUUUGCAUGAAAGGAAUUAGCAAAUAGGUUAAUGGUUGCAUGUGGUCUCAUUUGUACAUAUGAUUGGAUGGGGGAAUCAGGCUCGGAAGAUGCAAGAGAGAGGUUGGAAGCCAAGGUGGUUCGCAAGGGAGAAAAACAACGAUACAUACCGUUAUGUGGGUGGAUAUUGGGAGGCUAGGCAGCAGGGAAAGUGGGAUUCAUGUCCAGAUAUUUUUGGCCAAA